UACGUAGACUGCCGCUUCGGACGGUCUUGACAAGUUGUCGCUGACCUCUGCUUGGAUCCUCAUCUUCCUGACUUCGCUUUCCCGAGCGACCUUUUCUCGAAGAAGAGUCGUCCGGUGCAAUCACAACCCGUGCGAGGUGCCAUAAUCAAGAUGCUGCACAAAUUUAUGGUGUUCGCGGUUUGCGCGGUGGCGGCUGCAUCCGCUACGAGUCCGCCACUACGAGUGUUUACAAUGUGCAUUCCGGAGCUAUACUCGAAAGAGUGCGCGAAGAUGAUGGAAGACUCGGCCAGCAAAGGCUUUCCGAUAGCGUGUAUUUCCGGACGCGAUCGCUACGACUGCAUUGAAAGAGUCGGUAAGAAGGAAGCGGACAUCGUUGCCGUAGAUCCGGAAGACAUGUAUCUCGCCGCAAAAAACAAGCUGACUGAAAAGGCUGGGUACAAAAUCGUUGAACAGGUAAGAACAAAGGAGGAGCCCGAGGCGAUAUAUCGUUACGAGGCGGUAGCAGUGAUACACAAAGAUCUGGACAUUAACAAUGUCCAGGGCCUGAGGGGGCUCAAGUCCUGCCACACCGGAGUGGGUCGCAAUGUCGGUUAUAAAAUCCCUAUCACGAAGCUCACCGCGAUGGGCGUGUUGACCGACAUCAACAACCCGGAAUAUUCCGCUCGCGAGAAUGAGCUUCGCGCUCUAAGCACCCUCUUCGACAAAGGCUGCUUGGUGGGCAGGUGGUCACCCGAUCCCGCGAUCAAUCAGAGACUCAAGGAAACUUACAACAACAUGUGCGCUCUUUGCGAGUCACCGGACGUGUGCGAUUAUCCAGAUAUAUACUCCGGAUACGAGGGUGCAUUGCGUUGUCUUGCUCAUAACGGCGGCGACAUCGCCUGGACGAAAGUCAUCUACGUGAAGCGUUUCUUCGGUCUGCCUGUCGGAGUCACCCCGGCAGUGUCAACGUCCGAAAAUCCAGCUGACUUCCGAUACUUCUGUCCGGAUGGUAGCAAAGUGCCCAUCGACGCCAAUACAAAACCAUGCACUUGGGCAGCACGACCAUGGCAAGGAUACAUGACAAAUGGCAACGACGCCAACAACCUGGACCAUAUUCAAAGAGAAUUGACGCAACUGGGUCAGCUCGGUGAGAAUGAAAAGGCAAAUUGGUGGAAGGAUCUCAUGUUGCUCGACGAGAAGACCCUGGCCGUUGCCGCAUCACCAGUGUCACCGGAAGAGCACUUGAAGAGUGCGAAAUACAUGGACGUGAUUGAAAGGAAUUCUGGAGCGCCAGAGAGGGAUGCUCGCUGGUGCGUCUGGAAUGAAAAUGCGUUGAACAAAUGCCGUAGCCUCGCUAGAGCCGCAUUUUCUAGAGAUGCUAGGCCCAGAUUUGAUUGCCUACUGGAGAAAGAUGAGGCUUCUUGCUUGAAAGCCGUUCGGGAUAACGGAGCGGAUAUAACUGUGAUUGAUGGAGGAUCAGUAAAGCAAGCGAUCGACAAUUACAACGUGAAACCGAUUGUUGCUGAGACUUAUGGUGAAGGAUCAACGAAACUCAGCGAACGACCAGCCCUCGCUGUCCUCAAGAGCGGCUCUUCCAUAAAUGGAUUAGGUGAUCUCAGAGGUAAAAAGUCUUGCCACAGCGGCUACACAGGUGACUUCGCCGGUUAUAUCGCACCAACGCACAUUCUUAAGCAAAAGGGUCUUAUUAUUGGAUCGGAUGAGAUAGAAAGCUAUUUCUCCAAAUCUUGUGUACCCGGAGCACCCGCUGAUUCAAAGCUGUGUCAACUAUGCGUUGGUAACAUCGAAUCCGAUGACGAUCAAGUAAAAGCAGCCACAAAAUGCAGACCGACGAAUGCCGAAUAUUACAAUGGCGGGAAAGGUGCACUCAGAUGUUUGAAAAAAGGUGACGGAGACGUUGCGUUCCUACCUUUGACAGCUCUCCAGCAGCUCGAUGAGAAGGAUAAUGCAGGCAAACGCGAAGAUUAUGUAUUGCUUUGCCCGGAUGGUGGUCAAGCGCCCAUCAACGAAUGGUCGCGUUGCAAUUUGGGAUUGGAACCACCAAGAAUAAUCGUCAGCUCGGCUGGAAAAACUCCGAACGCCUUGGAAGAAUUGAAACAUGGCAUUUUGGCCGCAAGCACCUUAUACUCCAAGAAUCCGGAUCUGCUACGUCUCUUCGGUGCCUGGGACGACAAGCAUAAUGUAUUGUUUAAGGAUGACGUAAAACAGCUGAUGUCCAUCGACAACACGUGGGACAAGUGGGACGCUUGGAAAAAUGUUCAACAGGAGUAUGGAAAUCACUGAAACUUAAGAAUCCAAGAUCGCCUUGGUCGCAAUACUCUCGAUGGAUGUCGUACUAUAUGUGAUACUGCUGAUACUACUAUCGUCACUCAGAAAUUAUAUCGCUUUAGGUUUUAGUGACUUGCGCAAAUACUGCAAGAGGACUGUUAAAUAAAACGAUCGCUGUUAUCUAUCGAUAACCUUGCUUACGUUUAUGCAUUGACAAAUAAUAUUGUCAUGAUAGAGAUUGCCUUAUUGAUUACUAAUUCAUGCAUAGCGAAGCAUGAACUUAACUCGAACCUAUUUGCUUUUAAAUUCUUGAUACAAUAAAAAUAUCUAUUUCUCCGAGCAGGUGUAUAUUAUGAACACAAUAUAUUAUCUUAUAAAAAA
Messenger RNA from Ooceraea biroi (clonal raider ant), 2646 nucleotides. It is a transcript of the gene Tsf1, whose product is annotated as transferrin 1. Lineage: Eukaryota; Metazoa; Arthropoda; Insecta; Hymenoptera; Formicidae. Gene Ontology annotation, cellular component: recycling endosome; plasma membrane; early endosome. The record is from RefSeq and is a predicted model, not a curated record. Gene Ontology annotation, biological process: iron ion transport.